Fusarium verticillioides 7600 is the source of this 492-nucleotide messenger RNA. Its product is annotated as acetyltransferase. The transcript has a single exon. Bases 1 to 492 code for a protein of 163 amino acids. The record is from RefSeq and is a predicted model, not a curated record. NCBI's taxonomy places the organism in Eukaryota, Fungi, Ascomycota, Sordariomycetes, Hypocreales, Nectriaceae. Gene Ontology annotation, molecular function: N-acetyltransferase activity.
AUGUCUUCCCCGCCUUUCACCAUUCGCAGCCACCAACCCGGUGACAUGGGUUACAUAACCUACAGACACGGUGCAGUCUACGCCCAAGAAUACGGCUUCAACUAUCGCUUCGAAUCUCUUAUUUCAAGAAUCACUGCCGACUUCCUCGAUAAUUUAAAGCCCGACCUAGAAGGCUGUUGGAUUGCUGAAAAAGACGGGUCAUUCCUCGGCUGUAUCAUGUUGGUUCAGGACAAAAAGCCCAAAACCGCAAAGCUACGACUGCUAUUGGUGGAUGAAAGCGCAAGAGGUCUUGGCGUCGGAACGGCCUUGAUCCAGAAAUGCAUCGAUUUCGCGAGAGGAGCGGGGUAUGAGCACAUUGAUCUUUGGACUCAAAGUAUCCUCGAGGGCGCGCGUCGACUAUAUAAAAGGGCAGGGUUCGAAAUGAUUGAGACGCAGAAUCACAAUGAUUGGGGCGUUGAAUUGACAGGGGAGUUCUGGACGCUAACACUAUGA